This is a messenger RNA of Anolis carolinensis (green anole), 3517 nucleotides long. RefSeq names its product neuroepithelial cell transforming 1 (gene net1). Gene Ontology annotation, molecular function: guanyl-nucleotide exchange factor activity. Gene Ontology annotation, biological process: intracellular signal transduction; positive regulation of Rho protein signal transduction. The record is from RefSeq and is a predicted model, not a curated record. The coding region runs from base 58 to 1926 and encodes 622 amino acids. The transcript is spliced from 12 exons. NCBI's taxonomy places the organism in Eukaryota, Metazoa, Chordata, Lepidosauria, Squamata, Anolidae.
UGUGGCCUCCGCCGCCAUUUAACUCCUCUUCUCCCGGCCUGAGGAAGGAAGGAAGGGAUGGCGAGUCUGGUCUCGCCCACCGGGAUGGUGGAGGCGGAGGGGAAGCCUCCCGGGGCGGAGAAGCCCCCUCUGAGGCGGAGGUCCAGCCGCGCGGCUCUCAGGCGGAGCAGCAGCGCGGAGGAAAACGACAACAAGGCCGGGCGGGGCCUAGCGUCGCUGGCGGAGACCCCCUGCGGGGCCCAGCAGGCCUCAGGCCGGCGGUAUUCUCUGCGGAGAGGAAGCUCAUUCACAUUUCUAACUCCAGGGACACACUGGGAUUUUACUCUGAAGAGGAAACGGAGAGAGAAGGAUGAUGAUGUUGUCAGCAUUUGCAGCCUCGAUCUUAAGGAGCCUAGCAAUAAGCGCGUCCGGCCUCUGGCUCGGGUCACCUCCUUGGCAAACCUGAUUUCUCCUGUGAGAAAUGGUGCAGUGCGGCGAUUUGGACAGACCAUACAGUCAUUCUCCCUUCGCGGUGACAACAAAUCACCAGGCAGUGCCCAGAAGUCCUGCAGCCGGUCAGCUGCCCCAACGCCUCCCAAAAGGAGAAACAGCGCAUUGUGGUCUGAGACGUUGGAUGUCACUAUGAAAGAGACACUGAGCACGAAGGAGAUCAAACGCCAAGAGGCGAUAUACGAAAUGUCCAGGGGUGAGCAGGACUUGAUUGAGGACCUGAAGCUUGCCAGAAAGGCUUACCAUGACCCCAUGUUGAAGCUGUCCAUCAUGUCCGAAGAAGAACUGACGCACAUCUUUGGGGACUUGGACUCCUAUAUCCCUUUGCAUGAAGACCUUUUGGCAAGGCUGGGAGAGGCAACAAGACCAGAUGGGACAGUGGAGCAGAUUGGACCCAUCCUUGUAAAAUGGUUGCCAGGGCUGAAUGCCUACAAGGCCUAUUGCAGCAACCAGCUGGCCGCUAAAGCCCUUCUGGACCAGAAGAAGCAAGACCCCCGAGUCCAGGACUUCCUCCAGCGCUGCCUCGAAUCUCCGUUCAGCCGCAAGCUGGACCUCUGGAGCUUCCUGGACAUCCCUCGAAGUCGCCUGGUGAAGUACCCGCUCCUCUUGAAGGAAAUCCUUAGGCAUACGCCGAAUGAUCAUCCAGACAUCCAGAUUCUGGAAGAAGCAAUCUCCAUCAUCCAAGGAGUUCUCUCCGACAUCAACUUGAAGAAAGGCGAGUCUGAAUGUCAGUACUAUAUUGACAAGCUGGAGUACCUGGAUGAGAAGCAGCGGGACCCACGGAUCGAAGCCAGCAAAGUUUUGCUGUGCCACGGCGAGCUCAAGAACAAGAAUGGCCAUAAGCUCUACGUCUUCCUUUUCCAAGAGAUCUUGGUCCUGGCUCGACCUGUCACCCGCAACGAGCGCCAUUCCUUCCAAGUCUACCGGCAGCCCAUCCCUGUCCAGGACCUGGUGCUGGAGGAUUUGCAAGACGGGGACGUGAAAAUGGGGGGAUCUUUCCGAGGCGCAUUUGGCAACUCUGAUAAAGCCAAGAACAUCUUCCGCGUGCGCUUCCGGGACCCCUCCCCAGGCCAGUCCCACACGCUGCAGGCCAACGACGUCUUCCACAAGCAGCAGUGGUUCAACUGCAUCCGCUCGGCCAUUGCGCCCUUCCAGCCGGCGGUGGGGCCUCCCGAGCUCAAGGAGUUGCCGGAGCUCAGCGAGGAGGCGGAAGAGAACAGCCCCUCUUUGUCGGGCCCCAGGAUCCUGAGGAGGCAGUCCACGCUCUCAGGCAGCGUCCGCAUGGAGCUGGACGAGAACUCGCCCGAGGGCCACCCCUCGAUGGACACGAACGAGGCGGCACCCAAGCCGGGAAAGGGGUGCCGGAUGCACUCAGGUCUGCGACGGACGCGGGAGAAAAGCCAGCUCAGCGCCAAACGGAAAGAGACUCUCGUCUGAAGGAGGAGGCGGAAGCCCUUCUCCACUGUUUAUUUAUAAAUAAAGUGUACAUUUUCUUUCCUUUGUAAUGUGAGAAUGAGGGGAGGGGGACUACUCCUUCUGUGUGGUUUCUGUUUUUGUUGUUGUUUAUGUUUAUGGCAGCUACUGGUUCUCAGCAAACCAUGGUUGAACUGGAGUCUGUUCUAGGAGAACAACUGGGUUUCUAGAUUAGUUCUGACCCUUUUGAAAGUGUGAAAGGAUGGUACCACUACUCCCACUGGGGUUUUGGCUUCCGAGUAUUUCAAAUUACGAAGGCUUGGUUCCCUUGGGAUUUGGAGCAGCUUCACUUAGAAAAGCCCGCUUUUCUCCCAAGAUCAACACAGUAAAAUGCUGGAUUGAAAUAGACUUAAAUGUGAAUCAGAUUUUCACAGCAAUUUGAAAUUAAUUAACGAAAAGCCAGUGGGAUUGCUUUUAAUUCUGACAGGGGCCUUUCUGAGGCCCAGUGCCCACAUUUAUCCAGAAAACAGACUCCUAAGUUCAACAGGUUUCCCUCUUUUUGACUGGAAUUCUGUACUUUUUGUUGUUCUUGUACAGUCUUUGUGUGAAUUGACAUGACCUGCCAAGUAUUUAAUCUUUUUUUUAAUUAUUAUUUGAAUAAGUUUGUAGGGGACUCUUUUUGUACUUCGAUUUCAGUGUAUUUUUUUUCCAACAUUCAGAUUGGCUUCUUUUUUAUGUAUUUGAUUUUUUUUGUGGUGUGUAUGUUGUUUAUAUUUAAAAGCCAAUUUGAAUCUUGACCGGGUAAAACAAAAGCCAUAAGUUCUUGAGCCACUUGGGGAAAUGGGAGAACACAGUUUGCAAUGCCCAUUCCCUGCGAACCCAAAACUACCUGAUCUGGGGUUCUUGUGCCUUUUACUCCAAACAGGAGGAAUUGCAUUGCCAGACCUCUCUGUCCACCCAAAAAAAAAGGUACAGCAGAACCUAAAAUGAUCAGCGAGAGGCAAUCUUUUUUGGGGAGGGGGAAGGACUGAGUUUCCGUUUAAUGUAGCAUUUUGGGGUGAACCGCCACAGGCCUGUAGAGCAGCUGGUGUGCUCUGAACUACUGAAAGGAGAUCGCAGUGAAUGCAGAAGACGUAGGGAAUGUCACAGAAAGCUUUAAGGAAAGCAGAAGAAAUGGGAUGAGGAUGAAUAGAAGUUGUUAUGUUCCUGGGGGCAUCCAAAGAUGUCCGCUGUUGGAAGCAAAAGAAGGUGUAAAGUAUGUCGUGAGAAGGUUUGGGAGGUAGUGGUAGUUGGGUGUGUUUAGUGAGAAGGAAAGAGAAACAGAGGAAGGCUCCUUGCUUAUUUUCCCCCAGCACCAAGGGCCCCAUUCCCAAAGAAGGGAGGCUGUUGGGUGUGCUGCAGAGUAAAGCAAAACUGCCCACCGGAAGCAUCUCCCAAAAUGGGAAUCUAGAGACAAGGGAUGCCUUUGGUGCGGAAUAAGUCUUGGGUCAGAAGCCGUUCUGGGGAGGGAGCUCUGGAAGCAAAUGUAAAUAACCAAACCACUGUGGAUCUCUGUAAAUGUUUUUCUUGUACAGUGCCAGGAGCGGAGUACAAUUAAAGUUGUCACUGCAUCUUG